Paramuricea clavata is the source of this 543-nucleotide messenger RNA. NCBI's taxonomy places the organism in Eukaryota, Metazoa, Cnidaria, Anthozoa, Malacalcyonacea, Plexauridae. The record is from the annotation of a GenBank genome assembly.
AUGUCUGCGAGAGUCCAAAGUAAUUUCAUGGUUCGUCAUAAUAAAAUUCCAUUUCAUGUCUUGACAAACGAUGACGAAUUCGAAUCACGUUCGAAGGAUACCCGAGACGCUCCGAGACCCAAAAAUGUUGUCGAUCGACUGGUGGGAAAUUUAAGGAAACAGCGAAGAUAUACUCCUGAUAAUGAAUUCAAACAUCAAAGGCUUACUGCUUCAGCGAGCGUAGAAGGCGAAGAGAAUUUUACAGGCGCAACGCAAAAGAUGCCACAAAUUCCCGAACGUUCGUCCAGUAUAGAAAACAUAGGCGGACUUGUUGUACAGAAUGAAUACUUAGAUUUCAAGCCACCUUCGGAAGUGUAUAUGGGCCGCAGACGUUCGAAGUCAGACUCGGAUCUCUUGGUAUCAUGUGAAAUCUUCGCCAGGCGUCGGGCUGCGAUUUGUGAAGAAAUGGAGAGGUCUAUAUUAAUGGAAAACGGAGUGACUUUGCGAAAAUGCCGAAAGAAUUUGGUCCUCAAUCAGAUUUUGGAAAAUCUGUCGUUGCUGUAA